Penicillium subrubescens is the source of this 2088-nucleotide messenger RNA. Its product is annotated as acyl-CoA-binding domain-containing protein. Gene Ontology annotation, biological process: fatty acid metabolic process. Gene Ontology annotation, molecular function: fatty-acyl-CoA binding. The record is from RefSeq and is a predicted model, not a curated record. Lineage: Eukaryota; Fungi; Ascomycota; Eurotiomycetes; Eurotiales; Aspergillaceae. The transcript has 4 exons. Bases 578 to 1738 code for a protein of 386 amino acids.
CCCCUCGUAUAUCCUAUUCCCCGUAUUUCCCUAGUUGACCGUUGGCAGCGGGAAUCACAAGUGGCCCUGACGAUCUUCUCCGACAGCCGCGGUCCAAAUUCCCCCAAACUUCCACCACACGCCCACUUCUCGGCCCUUUCCACAAGGGCACGAGACGCCUUGCACACGCUUCAUCCCAACAUUUCUAGAUGAAUAUCACCAUUCAUCUAGUCAAUAUCCUCUCCUUUCAACUCCGGCGAUUGUCGCAUGCGUGAUCGGGAAAGCAUUGCCUUUUCCGACAGGGACCUAAACAGGAAGGACUACCAGAAGAAGGGAAACAGGCACACUAAACGGCCAUAUCCUCGACGGGACAACAUCCAAUUUCCCUAGUCGAAAACGCCCCGGCACAUACUCGAAAGACUAACCCGCACCCCUUUUGUCCUCCAUCCCAUUCCGACCAUUGUCAUUCGUCCUUCUUUCCUUAUUCCCUUUCUGCUUCGCCGCGCGCUCUCCAUGAGGCUCGUCCACGCCAGCCGAUGCCCGACCCCGCUCCCAUGAAGACAGGGCAGACUACCGGACCGCUUCUUCUCGCAUCAGCAUGUCGGAUUCAGUAGAUCGCGUCUUCGUCCAUGCCUUGAAUACCGUGAAGAGGAUUCCCCGGACGGGAACCGCGCGCCCGCCGGCCGCGGAGCGGUUGAAGCUAUAUGGCUUGUAUAAACAGAGCAUGGAGGGGGAUGUGGAGGGUGUCAUGGAUCGUCCGAUAGGGAAUACCCCGGAGGUACACGCGGAGUGCGAGAAGUGGGACGCCUGGUACGCUCAGCGCGGACUCACGCGCACCGAAGCCAAACGCCGCUACAUCGGCACCCUCAUCGACACCAUGCAUCGCUAUGCCUCACAAACCCCCGAAGCCCGUGAACUCGUCUCCGAACUCGAGUUCGUCUGGGAUCAGAUCAAAUACAACGCCUCCUCCUCAUCCUCCUCCUCCCCACUCAACGCCGUCGGCGUCCCACCCUUAUCACAACAUCACAGCAGCGCAUACGGCAGUAUAGGCGGACGACUCGCGCAAUCACCCUCCGAACAAUAUGAAAGACCAGACAUGCGAGCAGACGAUGCCCGCGACUCACGCCUCCGCGUCCUCAGCCCCGUCAGCCAACCCGAAGAAGAAGAAUAUUACCGCCGUCGACAAUCUGGAGAUCCCCUCAACGAAGAUGAAAUAGAAGACGAAGAUGAAGACGAAGAAUACGAAGAAGCCCGCGAUAGUCUAUACGAACCCCCAGACAACGCAUCCACAAAUACAGAUACACAUACACACACUGGCACAGACCGGACAACCUCCCACGGCGACCGCCGCGCCCGCUCCCACAGCAGACACAAAUCCACCUCCGGCGCCAGCGACGGCACAAGCCUAAACGGCCCGGACUCACAAGACCCCUCCCACCCCCGAAACAGCCGCUGGCGCCGGCGCGUCGAACAAGCCCUCACCAAAAUGACGGCGGAAAUAGCCGCUGUCCGCGAGCAGAUGGAGGCGCGCACAUUGGCGCAUCGUCGUCGGUCGGGCGUUUGGGCUUGGUUAAAGUGGAUGCUUUGGGUUGUUGUAAGGCAGAUUAUUUGGGAUGUGGCCCUAUUGGGUGUGUUGUUGAUUUGGAUGCGGAUGCGUGGGGAUCGGAGACUUGAGGUGAAGUUGAGGGAAGGGUGGUCUGGUGUUAAGGCGAGGUUGGGGCGGGUUAAGCUUCUUAGGCGUAUGCCUGUCAUGCCGUAAGUUUGUGGUAUGUAUACCGGUUGAUACCUACCUGCUUCUUGCCUCCUCCUUCAUACUACCCUCCUUGCGACUGGUGUGUUGAUAUUGGAUCAUCACGAUUGGGGAUUGGCUGGCUAUUUUGCAUCUUUUUCGAUUUUGAUUACCCCCCUCGUUGUCACCAUUUGAGGAGUUCUUGUUACACCUGUUACGUAUUGUCUAUUUUCUUUUGUUCUGUACAUAUGGGUUCGAAUUUGAGGCUCUGGUGUUUUCUUCUCUUUAUUUCUUUUCUUUUGGUUUUCCUUUUAUCAUGUGGUUUGAUAUUGAGUGUUGUAUAUUGUGGUCUUAGAUAUCUAUAGACUAAGUAGAGGGGU